Messenger RNA from Caretta caretta (loggerhead turtle), 1201 nucleotides. RefSeq names its product inosine triphosphatase (gene ITPA). Lineage: Eukaryota; Metazoa; Chordata; Testudines; Cheloniidae. Gene Ontology annotation, cellular component: cytoplasm. The record is from RefSeq and is a predicted model, not a curated record. Gene Ontology annotation, molecular function: nucleoside triphosphate diphosphatase activity. Gene Ontology annotation, biological process: nucleoside triphosphate catabolic process.
CCUUCGUCAGCGGAAAUGCGUACCCGGCUCCUUUCGGUCUCCACGGCGGUCUCUCCUCUCAUUGGCCGGUUCCGCGGGGCGGGGCUGGGGGCGUUGCCCUGGGUGCCGGGCGCUGAGACUGUGAUGGGCAGGUCAGCGCGCAGGCGCUGUGGCUCUGUUAUGGCGGCCGCCGCCGGGAGGAACGUGGUGUUCGUGACCGGCAACGCCAAGAAGCUAGAGGAGGUCCUUCAGAUCCUUGGGGAUGCAUUUCCCUACAGACUGGUCGCAAAAAAAAUUGACUUGCCAGAAUACCAAGGGGAGCCAGACGAGAUCUCCAUUCAGAAAUGUCGGGAAGCAGCAAAUCAGGUCAUGUCCUUUUCCGCUUUUCCCACUUCCACAGGUAUUCAGGGACCUGUUAUAGUAGAAGAUACUUGUUUGUGUUUCAAUGCCUUGGGGGGCCUCCCAGGACCAUAUAUAAAAUGGUUUCUAGAGAAGUUAAAACCAGAAGGUCUGUACAAGCUGUUAGCGGGGUUUGAAGACAAGUCUGCUUAUGCUCUUUGCACCUUUGCAUUCAGCACUGGAAACCCGGAGGACCCGGUGAAGCUGUUCAAAGGCCAAACUUGUGGUCGCAUUGUUGAACCCAGAGGCCCCAGAGACUUUGGCUGGGAUCCUUGCUUUCAGCCUGACGGUUAUGACCAGACGUAUGCUGAGCUGCCCAAGGCAGUGAAGAACUCCAUCUCUCAUCGCUACAGAGCACUCAAAGAGCUCUCCGGCUACUUCAGUCAGCAGAACAACCCAGCAGAAGCCACCUCCACUCCCAGUUAGGCUUCCGGUGUCUUGGGCUACGUCCACACUGCAAUAAAUACCCCACGGCACCGAGCCUCGGAGCCCGGCUUGAUUGACUCGGGCUUGCGGGGCUUGGGGUGUGGGACUAAAACUUGCAGUGUAGUUGCCUGGGCUCGGGCUGGAGCCUGGCUUUCGCUGGUUUUCGGAGCCUGGGCUCCAGCCAAGUCUGAACAUUUCCAGUGCCAUUUUUAGCCCUGCAGCCCGAACCCCAUGACCCCAAGUCAGCUGACCCAGGCCAGCCGCGAGUCUCUGAUUGCAAUGAAGAUGUGCCCUUGGGGACACCAGACUUUUACAGAGAGUUGUAUGUGAGAUGUGGGGUCCAUUUGUGGUCGUCUGUACUGUCUAUGUAGAAUAAAGCUGCCCACUUUAAAACUGG